CUCUGAAUGCAUUAUCGACUAGCUCGGCCGUACGACAACACUGUCUGUAGUCAAUUAAAUAAAAAAAAAACAAAUAACAUUUUUUAUCUACGAAAACAAAAUGGUUGUUUGCGUGUGAAGUGAAGUUUUUGUACAAUAAUUUUAUUUUUAUUUUUUUGUUUCUGUUUUUUUAUUAAUAAGUGAAAGUGUUUUAUUUGUUUUAAAAUGCCUAAACCGACUAUUUUGAUUCGCCAAUCUCUAUUCCACCAACAACGACGGCAUAUCGCCGGUUCGUCGUCUCAAAGGACGUCCACAUCUCCUCAGCGUAGGAAUGUGGCCGCUCCGAGACUGGCCGCGGCUGCUGCACGGCCCUUCAACGAGAUCCCAGGACCGAUCGCCUUGCCUAUGCUGAGGCAUUCGGCUCAUGUGCUGCCAAGAAUUGGUAGUUACCACCACACCGUUGGACUAGGUUUGCUGGAAGGUCUUCAUGAUAAGUAUGGGGACCUGGUGCGAUUGGCGAAGGCAUCCAGAACAAGGCCUGUGCUGUACGUCUUCGAUCCUGAGAUGAUGAGAGAGGUAUAUGAAAGUUACGCUACAGAGCCUCCUCGCUUCGAAAAAUCGCCGCUUUGUCAACAUAGAAAGGUUGUGGGCCACUGUCCAGUACACGGAGAUGAGAACAAAGCAAUUUGGGCUGCAAUUCGCGCGCUGUUGCAAGAUGGCAACUUACUAAAGUGCUACGACCAGGCCUUCGAUAACAUUGCUGCUGACAUCACAAGGAGAUUGGGAGAUCUGCGUCAUGCAGAAAACGCUUUGAACGAAGAAUUGGAGACUGAAAUCUACCGGUGGGCCAUUGAGACUAUCGGCAUGAUGAUCUUCGGGAUACGACUGGGAUGCCUCGACGGUGCUGUGCAUAUACCUACUGCUGAUAACCAGAAACCAGAAAAAACCUCAAUGGAUGACGAGAUCCACGACCUUUGUUCGCUGGCGAAGCGUUCCUUAGAAGAACUGACUCCUGCAGAAAGGCUGGUGCGAUGCAGUCGAGAUAUAGCUGAUGGUAGCUUCCUAGUCAGGAGUGAAGGAACCUUAAACCCGGAGAACCCGACCUUCAACAGUGCUUUGAAGGCCUUUGACAGACAUUUCACGCUCACAGAACAUUUCCUGACGAAGGCACUGAACUCGCUCAACUCUGAAGAGUUGAGGCCUGAACAGGUUUUACUUGAUAAGCUACGGCCUCUGCAGAGGCGGAUCCUGCCUCUCGCAGCUGACAUCCUACUAGCUGGCGUCCAUCCUCUCGCCCAAACAGCUCUAAACAUGUUCUACCAACUAUCCCUACACGCGGCUCGUCAGCAAAGGGCACAUGACGAGGUGCACUGGUCCAUAGCAUCCAGGGAGGCUGGGUGUGACACACCCGAACUGCCCUAUGUUGCUGCCUGCGCCAGAGAGGCCAUGAGACUCCACCCUGCCACUGGAGGAGUCGUCAGGAGGAACAGGGAACCAAUCAUCGUUGGAGGCUAUGAAAUUCCUGCUGGGGUGGACAUUGUCCUCGCUCACGGCGUGACAAGCAAAUCCGAGAAGCAAUGGGGAAGGGCAAAGGCCUUCGUUCCAGAGAGAUGGUGCAAUGAAGGUUGGGAGCCUUUAAAAGCCUCCAGGGCUCACCCACUAGCCUCCAUGCCCUUCGGAGAAGCCUGUCCAGGUACCGGCGCCGUUGGCAAAAUGCUAUCCUCAUUAACAACUAGAGUUUUGGACAAAUACAGGCUAGAAUGGCACGGACCUGCCCCAAAUAUGGCCACCGUUGGAGUCAAUAGAAUGCAUCCGCCUUAUUACUUCGUUCUGCAGAAUGCUGCUUGAAUAUUCAUUGUGAUAUAGGUUUAAGGUUUAGAGUAGUUUUGUCUCUUUUUUGUAGGAAUGUAUGUAUGUGUUGGACUGUUGUAUUGUUUAUUUUUAAUAUGUUUUGAUUAAAUAUGGCUACAAUUGGAUAUUGUUGAUAGGAGAAGAAAAUUAUGUGGUAAAAUGAUCGUUUUUUUUUAUUCUUGUUGACGAUUAUUAAGUAAAUUAUAAACUCAAUUGUAAUUUAUUGUGUCUCCUAUAUUUUGUUAAAUGACGAACGUAACCCAUCUCCCGAACAAGCACACAAUAAGAAAGUUUCAAAAGAUAAUGCCUUUGCUAAUUAACUCGAAUAAAGCCUUUGAAGCCAACUUCAUAAAGCCCUUUUUCUGGUAACAGUGACGGUGCCAAUUUUAGCACUAAAUCAAUCAUUUUGGUUCAAUACGCCUACCCGUUUUCGAGUCUGUCUAUGUCCCGAUUCCUGAUUAAGACAGAUUUGAAAUUGAGAACAAAAAGAUUAAUUAAUGUAAUUAAGAAACUGAAAGUUUACUAGGUUACCUCUGACGAAGUCUUUGGGUAGGUACAUUUCUGAAUGCGCUAAAGUAAUUAUAGUCCUAUCAAAUCUACUAUUCUUUGGAAGAGUAUGUUUCUCCGAACGACUAACUUUGGCCUUCGGUCGCAUAAUCUAUCUUUUCGAUUACUCUAACUGUUUUUGACUACUUUUAUGUUUUUUUACGUAUACACAGGCUGGCACAUCAAUCAACCCCGAUUAUCUUCAAAUAAUUUUCAAAUUUAUUAUUUUGUAAUAAAGUACAAAAUCUAUUAAAUAAAUUUGACGAAUUAGGAUAACUCUAUGUGCUGUGUGUCUAUACGUAAUUUACCUACAGUGUGAAUUUUAUAUAAUCUUUGUUCUACGACAAAAUGAAAUACGGAAUAACCCUCCCUAUUAUCGACUCACUGUUAGACUCCUCCCACGCCGUCAAACUCACCUACAUACGUAUUACUAAUGGUUUCAAGUCGCUUUCGAGUUUACUUUUCACAAUUGAAAAAAGCAUAGCAUAGACAGAUUUGAUCCGGAGCUGCGGACUGCCUAGCGGGUUUACCGGGGCUCCGGCUCGAAAAGCAGGAGUAGGAACGGGGUGGUUUUUAGUCAGUAAAUGUCUGACACUCCCUCCCACCUCGCCCAAGGCGGGAGAAGUCAUUGGAAAUUCCCCCCCCCCCUCCCCAAAAAAAAAAGAAAAAGCAUAAACAGAUUGUACUAUUAAGAGAAUAGCAUUUAUUCUUGAUUCGUAAAAUUCACAUUAGGUGUAAUAAAGUAUAUUUAUCUCAUGGAACAUUAUAAAUACCAAGUUUUCGAUGAUUUGUGAUCGUUUUAUAAAGUUCGUAAGGUAUAAUAUAUAGGCUAUAUCAUUAGAAAUUGAGACGGGAUAUUUACCAUGUUUAUUAAUAUCGGGAACUCAUAGACAUAAAUAAACAUGGUAAAUAUCCCGCCUCAAGUUCUAAUGAUAGUGUUAGUGACCAUGUCAGUUUAAAAACUGGUAUACAGGCUAUAUUUCAUUAUGUGCCUAUUAUGCUAUAUAUAAUUAAAGUUCCUGUGUAAGAAUGUAUUGUAAUGUUUUAUAUUAUAAUAAUUUAAUUUAAUAUAACACUUAUUAUGUAUUCUUAAAGGUAUGUCAUUUAUAAAAUAAUAAAAAUAAUUGGAAAUUGGUUAUUUUUAAUCAAUACACGAGAAAUUAAAUAAAU
Spodoptera frugiperda (fall armyworm) is the source of this 3546-nucleotide messenger RNA. Its product is annotated as probable cytochrome P450 49a1. Gene Ontology annotation, molecular function: iron ion binding; oxidoreductase activity, acting on paired donors, with incorporation or reduction of molecular oxygen; monooxygenase activity. The record is from RefSeq and is a predicted model, not a curated record. Lineage: Eukaryota; Metazoa; Arthropoda; Insecta; Lepidoptera; Noctuidae. The coding region runs from base 205 to 1827 and encodes 540 amino acids. The transcript has 10 exons.